AUGAUCAAUGAACACAUGAGCUUCAUCUCCAUCUCAUUCUACAUGCUCAUCAACAUCAAGACCCAUGUUCCCGUGGUUCUUGAUUUUGAUUCCCCGAACUACACCGCAUGGAGUACCUUCUUCGACAUUGCGUUCCACAAGUUCGGCCUCCUGGACCACGUCGAUGGCACCGUCGACAUCCAACUCAAGCACGACGACGUUGCCUGGCUGCAAAUCGAUGCAUCUAUCGUCUCCUGGCUUUAUGCCAUGAUCUCCACCGACGUUCUUCAGGCCAUCAUCAAGCCUCGCGAUUCUGUGUACGGGGCAUGGACCUCCAUCAAGGAGGAGUUCCUCGGCAACGCUCGUCAUCGGGCGACUCAGGCGCAACCGGAGUUCCACAGCCUCGCUCAGGGCGAUCUCUUCAUCUCGGAGUACUACUCUCAGCUCAAGCGUCUCGCCGACACGCUGCGCGAUGUCGGCAAACCAGUCACCAACUCCGGCAUGGUGAUCAACAUGCUCUGUGGCCUCAACCCCAAGUACGGCCACGUCGUCACCACGGUGAACGUUGCGCACCCGCCGAUGACCUACCAGCAGGCUCGCCGCUUUCUCCUGUAG
This is a messenger RNA of Panicum virgatum (switchgrass), 594 nucleotides long. RefSeq lists its product as uncharacterized. The transcript has 2 exons. Bases 1 to 594 code for a protein of 197 amino acids. NCBI's taxonomy places the organism in Eukaryota, Viridiplantae, Streptophyta, Magnoliopsida, Poales, Poaceae. The record is from RefSeq and is a predicted model, not a curated record.